UUGGUCCGUGUGGCGAGAACUAGUGUGUGUUUAAGCGUAAAAUAAUUUAAAGCGAAUUCUUUUUAAGAACAAAUAUCAAUACGUACUGGAUUUCUUGACAAGCACCAUGACCUUUGAAGAGCUGAAUGGAGAUUAUACUUCUGUCGAAAGGAUGGAUUCAGUCUCUAAAGCCCUUGAGGAAGUCCUCGCCUCUGCCUUGCUCCAAGGCUGGGUUACUGUUGGAGUUUAUGAAUCUGCAAAGGCACUGAAUGUAGACCCGGAUAAUGUCGUGCUGUGCAUCUUGGCCACCGAUGACGAGGAUGUGAAGGAUGUCGCCUUGCAGAUCCACUUCACUCUCAUCCAGGCCUUCUGCUGCGAGAAUGACAUCAACAUCCUGCGUGUGAACAACACCAGGCGCCUCGCCAAGAUCCUGGAAGGACCUGGGAAGCAAGGAGGCGAGCAAAUGGACCUGCAUUGCAUCUUAGUCACUAGUCCAUGUGCGUCUUCAUGGAAGAACCAGGCGUUGUGGAACGUGCAUCACUUCUGCCAUGAGAGCCGCAGCAUGGACCAGUGGGUUCCCGUCAUCAAUCUCCCCGAGCGAUGAGACAAAAAAAAAAGAACUGAACUGAACAAAAGUAAAAAUUAUACUUUUUAAAAAAAAAAAAA
Messenger RNA from Neoarius graeffei (lesser salmon catfish), 645 nucleotides. RefSeq names its product growth arrest and DNA-damage-inducible, alpha, a (gene gadd45aa). Gene Ontology annotation, cellular component: cytoplasm; nucleus. The coding region runs from base 107 to 583 and encodes 158 amino acids. Gene Ontology annotation, biological process: regulation of cell cycle. The transcript has 4 exons. The record is from RefSeq and is a predicted model, not a curated record. Lineage: Eukaryota; Metazoa; Chordata; Actinopteri; Siluriformes; Ariidae.